Molecule: messenger RNA, 1167 nt
Organism: Plasmodium vinckei vinckei
Lineage: Eukaryota; Apicomplexa; Aconoidasida; Haemosporida; Plasmodiidae
Product: rhoptry-associated protein 2/3, putative
Exons: 1
Coding region: 1-1167 (388 amino acids)
Source: RefSeq, a predicted model, not a curated record
AUGAAUCCAAAACAUAUUAUAUAUUUAUUCAUUUCCUUUUUUUUCUGCCAUGUUGCAUAUGGAGAUAAGUGUUCAGAGCCUCUUACAAGUAUUAAAUUCGAAAAUUUUUCAUUGUUUCAUUUGGUUAAAGCUCAUGAUGAUAGCGAAGAGAAAUUAGGUACUUGGAUUCAUUUUUUUUUUAAUCAAUAUCGUGACGUUGAACUUGCUGUAAAAUAUAUGCAGAGAUUAAAUAUAAAUCUUAUAAAUCAAGAAGAUCAAGCAUGCUUUAUAAGAGGAUUUAAUAUAUACAUGAUUCAUAUGCUUGCUAGUCAAAUUAAAAUCGUAACAAAAAACGGAGCAAAGAAUUUUUAUGAAGAAAAAUAUUCUACUAUAAAACAUUAUUGCACGGAUUUAUUGGAGGUAGCAAACACAAUAUCACUUCAUAAAUACUUAGAUAGUAUAAUUAUGAGUUCUGAACUUGCUAGAAAAGCAGAAGGAAAUCUUGGUAUCUUAAAAAGUUUGAUAAAGAAAGUGAGUAUGGAACAUCCUGCAAUGUUUACAGCUGAUCCUAUGAAAACUUUAAGCGCUGUUAAAAUGGUUGAAAGUAUUGACGACCCAUCCGUGGAUGUUUCAAAGUUUGCUAUCCGUGAUUAUCAAUUAUUAGCUAUAUUCAGUUUGAAAAGUCAUUAUUACAAUGCAAAUCUCAAUAAUCCCAUACUACAUGUUCGAGAAGAUAUUGAUAGUAAAAUACGCUUAUGGUUUAGAAAACGUAGUAAAUUAUUUCCUUUAUAUAAGACUCACGCAAUGAUGGAGGGACCUAUGCAUUGUAAUGUAAAUGGAAAGACCUAUUAUGACACCCCCGAUUUUUUCGUUCAAGGAUUUUUUUCAGCUAUUAAAGAAAAAAUGACGAAAAUAUACACACAUUUUUUGAACAAUUUUAACAGUGCAGUAGAAAAAAAAUCAUAUAAAAUAGAAUCAUUAAAAGGUAUAAGAUAUUUAAAAAGUCUUUUCCUAAGAAAAACCUUUCCAAAUUUUGUAAGAUUACAUGUUGAUUACAUAGAAACCGAAUUAAACUUCUUAAAAGAAACUUUUCUUGAUAUGUAUGAUAAUACUAUAAGUUGUUACGCCAAUGAAUAUUCUAAUCUAGCUGGUAACAAUUAUGUAAGUUCUAAGAUAUUUACUACUUGA